Mirounga angustirostris (Northern elephant seal) is the source of this 2020-nucleotide messenger RNA. RefSeq names its product ADP-ribosylhydrolase like 1 (gene ADPRHL1). The coding region runs from base 208 to 1272 and encodes 354 amino acids. The transcript is spliced from 7 exons. Gene Ontology annotation, biological process: protein de-ADP-ribosylation. The record is from RefSeq and is a predicted model, not a curated record. Gene Ontology annotation, molecular function: magnesium ion binding; ADP-ribosylarginine-[protein] hydrolase activity. NCBI's taxonomy places the organism in Eukaryota, Metazoa, Chordata, Mammalia, Carnivora, Phocidae.
GUCCACGUGGCUCCUCAGCCGGCGCGGGAGCAAAGGGGGCCAGGGAGGUUCUCAUUGGUGCUGCCUGCCGGCGGAGACAGACGAGGCGUGCCGGGCGUGCCGGCCGUUCCGGAGCUCCUGAGAGCGGCACGAUGAGCACGGCAGAGGUCGGUGGGACGCACUGAAGGCCGCUGCUGCGAAGCCAAGGGCCAGAGGAACGGCCUCGCCAUGGAGAAGUUCAAGGCUGCCAUGCUGCUGGGGGCCGUGGGGGACGCGCUUGGGCACAGAAACGCCCACAAGGACAGCAGUGCCUUGGGCAGGAAGGUCCAGGAGGGGCCGCAGACAAGCGGGGGCCUGGACCACCUGCUCCUCUCCCCAGAGACGUGGCCCGUGAGCGACAACACCAUCAUGCACCUGACGACGGCCGGGGCCCUGACCACAGACUACUGGUGCCUGGACGACCUGUACCGGGAGAUGGUGAGACGCUACGUGGAAGUCCUUGAGAAGCUUCCGGAACAUUGGGCAGACCCAGCUACCCUGGAAGGCUGCUCGCAGCUGAAGCCGGAUAACUACCUCCUCGCCUGGCACACACCUUUCAACGAGAAGGGCUCGGGGUAUGGAGCCGCCACCAAAGCCAUGUGCAUCGGCAUGCGGUACUGGAAGCCCGAGCGCCUGGAGACACUCGUGGAAGUGAGCGUCGAGUGUGGCAGGAUGACCCACAACCACCCCACAGGCUUCCUCGGGUCCCUGUGCACGGCCCUGUUUGCAUCAUACGCUGCACAAGGGAAGCCUCUGGAGCAGUGGGGCAGGGACAUGAUGCGGACGAUCCCGCUGGCUGAGGAAUACUGUAAGAAGACCAUCCGGCACCUGGCAGAAUACCAGGAGCACUGGUUUUACUUUGAAGCCAAAUGGCAGUUUUACUUGGAGGAGAGAAAGAUCAGCGACGACACGGGAAGCAAAGCUGUCUUCCCUGACUGCUACGACUCCGAGGCGAGGGACAAGGCUUACCGAAAAUGGAGCUCGGAAGGCCGAGGGGGCCGGCGGGGCCACGAUGCCCCCAUGAUCGCCUACGACGCUCUCCUAGGAGCAGGCGACAGCUGGGCGGAGCUCUGCCACCGGGCCAUGUGUCACGGAGGCGAGAGCGGGGCCACGGGGACCAUCGCGGGCUGCCUGUUCGGGCUGCUGCACGGCCUGGACGCGGUUCCCACGGGCCUGUACCAGGACCUGGAGCACAAGGAGGAGCUGGCGCGCCUGGGCGAGGCUCUGUACCACCUGUCCACGGAGGAGAAGUAAAGCCCUCCCGCCACCGCCCCUCCGUGGGGAGCCGCGUCCAGCUCUGGCGGCCCACGGCCCUCCUGUGUGUGCGCCACGCCUCACUGGCCAUAAUCACAUUUUAACCCUCUCCUCCCCCGAUGUCAGAACCCUACCUGCCGUAGGAAAUGCACUGUCUGUCCUGCGAGGAUGUUUGUCCUGCCCUCACGUGGCCCGGAGGCAUCACUGGCCCCACGCCGGGUCUGUGGCCCCGAGCCUCCAAACACGGGAGCACAAACAGUCUCGGGGACGAUCGUGUAUUUCACUCCGCGCACGACUAACGCUACGCGCUCACUCACGCCAACAAAACUAACCACGCCCGCCGUGCGUGGACCGAGCGCGCGUCCCCGCCGCUCCUGGCCUCAGACGCCGGCAGCCCACAGCGCGCUACUUCCAGCCGGCGUUUUUAAUCACACUAGAUCUUAAAAUCAGCCCCUUUGGAAAGAGUGCCUGAGAAAACUGGGAAAUAAAGGGUCCUCGUGCGUCCCCGCUUCUCCUUCGGUGUGGUCUGCAGCCGUCUCGCGGGCCUGCCAGGCCCGCCCUCGGCCUCCACCACCUGCUCCACCAGCCUUGUGGCUGGGGACCCGCAGCUGCUCGCCGUGGCCGGGGCGCCCCUGUCUGCGAGUCUUGAGGAAGAGAACCCUCGCUCUUGCUAGAAAUAACCUCGGACACGGUCUUUCUGAAGUAGCAUCUGGUGUGAAUAAAAGAGCAAUUGGUGUUUCACGUUUAA